AUGCCGAUCGAGACAGCGGCCACGCUGCCUCCGCCUCCGUCGGAGGCAGCGCUGGCGACGCCGACCGCGUCUCACUCACAGGUGCAGUCCACGGGAACGCCGGAGGCCACCCCCGCUGCAUCGUCAUCGCCGAAGCCGGCAGCAAUCAUCUCACAAAGGGAAGGCUCGGCCAACGACUCGGGAACACCUGUAACUGCCACGGCGCCCCGCACAACGCGCUUCUUGAAUGAUGUCGAGGCUGAGGAGAACCGCUACCUCUAUGAAACUCUCUACAAGUCGCUCGCUGAACCUGCUGACACGGCCAUCCGCGACGAGCUCACUGUCGGCGACACUGUUCGUUUCGCACGCGACGCCAAACGAGAGUUCAUCGCGGCUGCGACGAUGCCGAUGGGCGAAAAAGUGAAGAACUGCUCCGCGCUCGCGCGCAGCUUCUUACAAAAGAAGAACCAGCAGGUAGCCCACGUGUUCAUUGUGUUCAGCGUGCUCAUGACGACAAUGCCGGUGAUAGUCCUUCUCAUUGGCAUGAGACUGAUUGCCCCGCGGCUUGAUAUGGACCCGACGCUGUGUGGGGGUGGCUUGGCUGUGUUCACAGCGAUAUCGCUCAUGGGUUCCUACGUGGUGUACGCCAUGGUGGAGGAAGCGCAGUGCGGCAGGCAGAAUGCAAGCGAGACUGAGAGUAAGAAGGAGCGCUGA
This is a messenger RNA of Leishmania major strain Friedlin, 693 nucleotides long. RefSeq lists its product as hypothetical. The coding region runs from base 1 to 693 and encodes 230 amino acids. The transcript has a single exon. Lineage: Eukaryota; Euglenozoa; Kinetoplastea; Trypanosomatida; Trypanosomatidae. The record is from RefSeq and is a predicted model, not a curated record.